AUGGCUUCAGGAAUGCAUUCACUGAACUACAUCGUUUCGUGCCUCCUAUGGCCUGCUACACGGUUGUGGUCCCUUGGAGCUCGUCAGAUCGCCGACAUCAGAGCUAAUCCGAAGCUGGUCUCUCUGGCAGUCAAAUCCGGACUAGCAGCUACACUAGCCGCCGUGGUUUGCGUUCUUGAAGACCCCAUUCCAGACCUAUCAGAGAUUGGAAUAUGGGCUGUGGUGACAGUAGACCUGGUGUUCGAGCCCACUGUCGGAUCUUCACUAGGCAAAGGCAUCAACAGAACGGCUGGUACCCUUUUGGCAGCAGUUCUCGCUUUUGGUGUCAACCACGCCACACCUCACCUUGGGGAUGUGAAGCCUCUCUUUCUGGCCCCGGCAUAUUCUGGUGACCUUCUCCACAAUCUUCUCGUCAGUAAGCUGAAGUUAGUUGCAACUGAGCUGAACAGGUUUGGGGAAAACUGCGUUCUGGAAAGCAGUUCUACAGACAGUGUAAUGAAGGUCUGCAGCGACAUCCUUUUUUGCCAGGCUGAAGUAGACAAGCAUCUAUCAGCUAUCCAGUUUGAGCCACCACAUGGAAGGGUUUUUUAUAAGUAUCCCUGGAAGUCAUAUGGUCAAGUUCUGACCAGUCUUCAGAAUUUUGGUCUCACCCUUAUUACCGUGGAGUCAAGUUUGCAUGCUGCUUUUCAAGGCAACUCCUCGCUGAGGCAGGAUAUGGGAGUGGAGAUGAGGAACCUGCUGCAUGAGUGUUCAAGAGUUAUUGUGAUGCUAGCUGCAUCCAUGGGGAGUUUUACAUGGCAAGGAAGACCAUCACUGGCUCUUCUGCACUCCCAGAACGACCUGUUGAAAGAAAAAGUUAUACACAGCUUGCAGCAGUUUGCACAUCCCAAGUCAGCAGCGGAUAUUGGAGGUGCAUCUGACACUUCAUGUUUCAGUUCAGACAUAAGCGCCAUGAGCCCAACUGCAUGCAUUACAGAUUACAGGUUGAUGGACGGGUUACUCUCUCCACGCUUUGAUACUCGCAUGGAGCAUCUGCAGCAAGCCAGACAUUUGCACGGUCCUGAAAGUUUUUUAUUUUCGACAGUAGCAAGUGCUUCAGUUGUGGACAAAAACACUGCUCUAGCUGCUCUUCCUAUACUGCGGGUGCAGUUGAGUAUCCUUGAAGUUCUUCCCAAUCUAGUCAACUUGGUAUACUGUGGAGAACAUGGCUGUUGGUUGUAG
Messenger RNA from Closterium sp. Yama58-4, 1221 nucleotides. The record is from the annotation of a GenBank genome assembly. NCBI's taxonomy places the organism in Eukaryota, Viridiplantae, Streptophyta, Zygnematophyceae, Desmidiales, Closteriaceae.